Aspergillus bombycis is the source of this 879-nucleotide messenger RNA. Its product is annotated as MBL fold metallo-hydrolase. The transcript has a single exon. The record is from RefSeq and is a predicted model, not a curated record. Bases 1 to 879 code for a protein of 292 amino acids. Lineage: Eukaryota; Fungi; Ascomycota; Eurotiomycetes; Eurotiales; Aspergillaceae.
AUGCCUGCUACACUUCAAGUCGACGUGUACGUCGCACCAGCCAUACCAAUAGCCAACGGCCAUCCCGACCCAUCUAAAAGGUUGUUCUCUCCAAUUUCUUGUACGCUUAUUCAAGGCCCAACGUCAGCAGUCCUCAUCGAUACACCCGCAACGAUCGACUUAGCCCAGGACCUCGCUAAGUGGGUCAAAGAAACUGCACCGGGAAAAACGCUUCGCUUCAUCUACACGACCCAUGCUCAUGGAGACCACUUCCUGGGCAAUCCUGUGCUCGUUCAACACUUUCCUGAGGCCCAAUGUGUGGCGACGUCGACUGUUGUUAACGAUAUCGAGAAGCAAUGGCCAGAGAGCCUAGCUAUGUGGGGCAAGAUGUUCCCCAACGGCCAGAUUGCGGACGGCCAAGUCAUUCCGAAACCCCUAAACGCCGAUGGGGAGUUCGUAAUUGAUGGAUAUGCCUUUCGUGGUAUCGACGUGACGCACUCAGACACCGAGGCUUCCUCGUUCUUGUAUGUCCCGGCUCUCAAGCUGGUUGUUUGUGGAGAUAUUGUUUACGGUGACUGUUAUCAGUUCUUCGGUGAAGCAAGUACUCAGGAGAAGAGAAAGCAAUGGUUGGAUGCAUUGGAUCAGAUUGCCGCUUUAAAACCCGACAUUGUUGUACCUGGCCAUAAGAGGGAGUCACAGGCAAACGGACCAUAUCUCAUUGAGGCCACGAAGGAAUAUAUCUUGACGUUUGAAGAGGAGCUAAGCAAGGCUGAGAAUGCAGAAGCCCUCGAGAAGGCUAUAGUAUCACGAUAUCCCCAGAGGAUGAAUCGCUUCUUGCUCGAGUGGAGCUGCAAGGGCUCUUUCGAAGAAUAUUCGAGGGCCAAGGGAAUCGGUAGGUAA